UGUUCAUCACAACACAAGGAGCGGCGCUGGACGGAGGAGCCAUGAGACAACGGACGACGCCCACACUUUAUUGUUAAUAAUGUCAAAUACCGGGUGUCCAGCGAGGAUUCCUGGUCUUCGUCAAAAUGGUCGACACCACCUCAUGCAGAAACUACAUUUUAGAGAAUUGUAUGGGGAGACAAGACAAACACGUACUCGUCCACGGCAGAGGCUGUUCUAUCAGCUGCCUCACCGCCUGGCGUUCUCCUUGGCUCAAGUGGCUCCUCCCUCUGCUCUUGCUGCUGGGCAUGUGUUCUUGGGAUUCACAAAGUGUGGCCAGUUUGUGUUAUCUUACACUCACUCUUGUGACACUGACGACCACACACUGCAGAUGAUACAUAGAUAUCGGCUACACUGGUGGGUAUUUGUUCCUUAUGCUCCUUUACGAAAAGUGGCAGAAGUGAUGCUCUUUGGUGACCAGGAUUUACAAGAGAGCUUGUAUGAAAAUUUCUUCAUCUCUUUGUGUCAAUGGCCAAGAGAUUUGUCCAAAAUCCUUGUAUAUGGUUGCAGCAUGAUUGAGGGCGGUGACGGAGGCAGUUCCCAGACCCGCAGGUGUUACAUCACUAUUACUGCAGUUCCUUCUCUUGAUAACUGUUCUGCUUGUUAUCAAGUGGCCACUUCAUAUGAAGAAGAUGAUCUGGCAGAGCGUUGGAAUAGCUGUGUGCGAUUUAGCUGUCUUAAGCAUGGCAUCACAGUUCAUACCAGUUUUGAGAUGGUACCGCCUUUCCCCAAGUUCCUCCCUAGUGUACAAAUGAAACGGAAGGGAUUUGUGGUGCUCAAUGCUGGAAAUUUUAUUCACGUGUUGAACGUUGACUUAGAAAAUAUGGAUAGAAAGAUGAAAGAAGUGGAAACAGAGAUAUUAGGUGUUAGAUUAAACGGUAUCAGUGCGGUGGCGAGAGAGGAAGAAGAGGAAAGUGAUGAUGAUAGGGAACAGAAUAAAGUCAAGAACAGGAGAGUUUCAGGUGAGCAGUACAGUGUACCAAACUUAAGAUCUGGCAAAGUUUACAACAUGACGGACAGCUCCAGCAGUGACGUUGAUCCCGAGGCUGAUGGCCAGAGUAGUUGUGAGGAGGAGGAAAUCACUCAGGUAGGAAAAGAACAAAACAAUAUUGGAUUAGUGUCAAGUGGUUUGAAAAUAACUUUAAAUAGUGGUGGUAGAUUAGGGUGUAGUAGUUCCAUGACAGACAGAGACAGAGAAUGGGAAAUUUUGAUAGGUAAUUUGCCUCCAACUAGUGAAGAAAGGACUAGAAAUGAAGACGCUGUAAGUGUUCACGUUGAGUGUCGAGGCGGUCAGAGAGGUUGUGUCUCUGAUGGCCAGAGUGUUUCCCAUUACUGUGACAAUGAAAACUGUGAUAACAGAAAUCGUGGAAGUCUCUGCGGGCAGCAGAACAGUGACGCUGCCAUGCGGGGUGUUGCCCGUAAUCUCACGCUCAAAGAAUUUCAGUUGCCUGAUGACUCUCCUUAUCACUUUUAUGGCGAGAGUGACUGUUUUAUUGACAACGACUCUGAUGACUCCACAAGGUGCUCACACAUUAGUGAAGAUUCUCGUUUAGGCCGCUCUGAUCUCAGGGACAGUUCAAGCAAUGUAGAUCGAUGUCGAGCUGGAGUUAAUUGUUGUGGAAAUAAUGGAAUAGCUGACGACUUUCCCAUUAAUUCUCAACAUUCACAACAACAGAGUAGAAUGGUCCUCCGAAGCUCAAGUGAAAGUUCCUAUGGUGAAAAAACUCCGACAAAGCAAGCCGAAAAAGAGUACGAAUUUAUAGAUGAAAUAACAGAUUCGCGCCACGAAAAGCUUAGUGUUUUUCGUCGCAGACGUCUCGCUGACAAGAAAUACGAAUUUUCUGAUGAAAAUAUGGAAAACGUUCCUCAGAAGUACAGUAGCUAUAGAAGUCAGAGUCGUAGACUGCUGAUGAGCCCGUCUCGUUCGCCAAGAUUUCGUUCACUAGGCGUUCCAUUGUCCGAGCUCUCAAUAGAGCUUGGCGAAUCAUCAGGGCUUCUCAGAUCAGUGUAUGAGAAGCUUUUAAGUCCAAACUCUGGUAGUGGCUCACCUAAUGAUGUACUUCGGCCCAUUAACCAGAACAUCACCAGUCCUGUUCUAUCACCACGAGAUGACCGAUGGAGAGAAGAGAUUGACCGUUUGGAAAAGGCAGAACUACAGAGAUGGAGCUCACGAGAGAGUUUAGGACUGUAUGCUCUUAGUCCAGGUUGUGUUCAGAAGUCUAGUGAAAGAUCUUCCAAUCUAACACCAAAUAGUGUUUCUGAUCUCAGUCAGUCACAGUCCUUGAAUUGUGUUGUGGACUUUAACCGCCGGUACAUUGAGGUUGACGAUGAACUUGUGUCUAUCAUCACAGAUAUAGAAGAUGAUGAACUGGGAACAGCAACUGGCUAUCAUAAUGCCUUACCUCUUGAAGUACAUGGGUCAGGCUACACUCAGAUGCAUAUGAUCUCCAAUUCCAAGGCUGAAAAACUGAUGGCUCCAGGUGUAUUAGUUAGACAGGUCAGCUUGGAUGUUGAGCAGUUUUGUCAUGAAAUGGCUCAGAGAUUGUGUACUGAGGCUGGCAAGAAAUAUUUCUUUUGCAAUGACUACAAUGUGGAGAUAGUUGAUGUGUGCCCAAGCAGUGGGGACAUUGUGGCCCUGGCAUCUGUGUUGGUCCAGGCUGCCACAGUGGUAAAGGGGCUUAGCAAGACAGUUCGAUCCCCACUUAGUUCCUUAACCCGUCGUCAGUACAAAACUACAGCAACAUUUAUCUUUAACAUGGAUACCAAACAGUAUUAUCUCAUUGAUAAGGAGCCACUACUUGAAGAAGAUCCAUACAGUAUUGAGACCUUGGAAGGAGACGUGGGUGAUGAGAGAUGGUGGCUGAAUGCUCGGCAGACGGCCCGUCAGUUACGUCAACAGUGGACGUAUCCAACUGACUACUAUUCUAGUGUCAAGGUCAUGACAAAUGAACCUCUUCUGAAAGGUAAAUCCUUGAACCACAUAAUGGAGGGACAGCACCUCAUAGCUCUAGUUCUAGGGCCACACCCACAAGGAGUUUGAAAAAUGUAAAAAAAAAAAAAAUAAAAAUAAAAUAAUGAUAAAAAAGCCACAUAAAAGUGCAUUAUUCAUUUAUCUGGAACACUUCUGAAUAUUGAUUCAUCCACAUAAUUUAUCUAGCAGCUCACAAUAAAUAAUUUAUUCAUAAUGCACAUUGUUUACAGUGUAUGUUUUAUAUUUUCAGCAAGCCCUUUCUUACCUCAGUACUGUACAGGGAGGACAACACAGAUUCUCCCUCAUUUGCUCUCAUUCAUUCAUUUAAUCAUUCAUUCAUUUUAGCUGCUGUAAUAGAUGUGUUCUGCUGUGGUGUACCCUUCCACAAUAUGUCCCCAAGAUUUCCACAGUGUAGAUGUAUUGAGAUUAAUUUGGAUAUUACUAGAGAUAUGGAGAUAGAGUUUUGUAAAGACCAUGGUUGUCAUAAAUGGUGCUAAUAACAGUUACCACAACCAGCUGUUGAAAACACUCUUUUUGUUUAUGUGACUCAGUGGAAAUUAACCAGUUUUAAACUCCUAUUGUGAUUUAAAAAGCACGAUUUUUUUAUACACAAAUAUAUUAGAUUUGACAUAAAGGAAAUGUUCCACUAUACCACAGUUUUUAAUAAUGAUAUCAUUUACAUUGUUCCGUUUACAACUCCCUGGAGAAAUGGAAUCCGGUGUUACUUGUUCAUACUUAGUACUGUACAGUACAAGUCAAAAUUAUGAGUGACUUGCUUCUAAUUGUUCCCCAAAUUGUGGCAAAACAUUUUUGUUAUUUUGGGAAGUUUAGUUACAUACCGGUAAGGUGCAGUUCAGGAAAUAUUUACAAGGUACAGUAUCUUCUAUUUUGUAAAGUUGAAAAAAAUUGAAAAGAGGCGAAGGUUUGUCCAAACCAUGAGAUUGAUGUUUUGUGGCAGAAUGAGCUUAGAAUAAUUAAUUUGUAAAAAGACUAAUGAUAAAAAUAUAACUUAGGUUGAUUAAUGUGAAGGUAAUAUUAGGAACCGGUUUUUCAUAAAAACAUUACCCGAGAGUGUGUAUUCUUAAGGUGUUGGAUAUUGAAGAAAUAAGUGAAAAGAUAACAAGUGUAAUUAUUAAUGAUCAUAGGGUGAUGUGCGCCCUCACCAUGUUAAAGCUUGAGUAACUAAAAUUGGCCAGCAAAUUGAACACUUAACUUGUGAAGCGAAUAACUUUUACUUUGAACUGGUAACACUUUCUUAACAUUUAACUUUAAAGCUUUGAUGUGAAACAGAAGGAUGGAUAGUAAACUUUAUACAGUGAAGAUGGAUUUCUAAAAAAGUUAAUUUGGAGUUAGUAUUGUUAAUAGAUUGAAGAAAAAUAUAUAUCACUGGAAGAUAGCAAUAUAAUUAUGAAGUAAAUAGAUAAAAAUAUAUGAUAUGAGGUGUAAGGACGUAAGGAACAGAUGGCAAGAAGAGAAUACUAUUUGUUUAAGCUGUAUGGUGGAUAAAGCAGAGGAAGACUGAAAGCAAAGGCAAAAAAAAAUGUUGGGGGAAAAUUUUUUAUACUUGGUGAAGGAGGUAUUGUUGUGGAAGAAUGUGUAGAACUGUGUUAAGAUCAUAAUGUAUGGAGGGGGAUCUACAUGGGUUAAUGUAUAGGAGGAAAAGCUAUAUAAGAUACAGAUGAGUCAUAAGGGUGGGAGAGGAUACCAGAAGUAAGAUUUUUUUUUUAGUGAGUAAUGAUUAAGGUGACAUGUACAGUAAUUGAGUAUACUGUAUACCGGUAGCUUAAAAUAAGAUGUAUUUUUCUCAGACAUUUGUGUGGUAUAAAUAUGACUAUGCAGAAGUUAUCAUCCCUGCAUUUAUUAUUUAUGUAUUGAAAUAGAUAUCCUACUUAAAUACAGGAGCAUCUUAUUUAAUAUUUAUCAAUCUUGAAAUAUAUUGUGUGUUGAUCUUCUUAAAAAAAAGUAAGGAAUUUUGUAUUUUAAGUCGUAGAAUUCUAAAAACUAAAUCUGCACCAUUAAUUUUUAUCUUUAGCCAAAAAAUAUAUUGACAGGCCACAAAUGUUUUGCUCUGGUGAACAAAGAAAAAGUUGAUGGAGUAGAUGGGGGAGUGAGUAUUGUUUAAGUGGUGCGUGGAGGAGACUGCAUGAAUUACCCCACGUGGCUGUAGGAGACUACAGUGAACCCUCACUUUACGCGGUUAAUUCAACCCACGGCGGCCCGCGUAAAGUGAACAACAUAACAUAUGGGAUUAAUUGAAAUAGAGACCGGGCCGACCCCCAAACUCCACUU
Molecule: messenger RNA, 5299 nt
Organism: Homarus americanus (American lobster)
Lineage: Eukaryota; Metazoa; Arthropoda; Malacostraca; Decapoda; Nephropidae
Exons: 13
Coding region: 80-3079 (999 amino acids)
Biological process (GO): protein ubiquitination
Cellular component (GO): Cul4-RING E3 ubiquitin ligase complex
Source: RefSeq, a predicted model, not a curated record